Funneliformis geosporum is the source of this 927-nucleotide messenger RNA. The record is from the annotation of a GenBank genome assembly. Lineage: Eukaryota; Fungi; Glomeromycota; Glomeromycetes; Glomerales; Glomeraceae.
AUGAAUUCUUUAUCAACCAUUUCAGCGCGUCACUUUAUCACAGUUACAACAAGAACGAAAAGAUUUUCACCGAUUUUAUCGAUAAAUUCGUUUCACCGUUCUUUCCAAACUUCGCUUACCAAUAACGAAGAAGAGGGUAGCAACAUCGACAACGAUAAGAAUGAAAAAAAAUUACUUACUAAUGAUUCCAAAAAACAAAUUGAUCUUAUAGAUGAAAUUUUUUAUGAUUUAAAUCCUGUAAAAAAAAAGGAUACUUCUUCAAAUAAUAAAGAUUUAUUAUCAGUUUUUAAAGAAUCGUUAUCAUCAAAUCCAAUUGAAAACAAGCCCAUUUCGACACCUUCAAAUUUCUCGGAAAUUUCACCUAAAACUUCCAUUUUAAAUUCGUUUAGACCACCUACGAUAGAAAUAUCAACUUCCACUUCUGAAAUCACUAUCGAUAAUCCAGAAGUGACAGCAACGUUUUCGUCUGAAGCAAACGCACAAACAAAUGAUGAAUCCCGAUUCGUGAGAGAGGAUCCUGUAAUUUCGCUUUUAACAAAUAUGAUAAUGCGUGAUGGUAAAAAAGCUACCGCAAGACGAUUUGUAGCUGAUGCCAUGAUUGAAAUUCGUAAACAGACUCACAAUGAUCCUUAUUUAAUUACCAAAUCGGCUAUUGAGAAAGCUUCUCCAAUGGUCAGUCAUAUGAGUUCUAAGAAAGGUUCAAAAGUAACUUUAAUUCCUAGACCAUUAAAUGAGCGUCAAAGACAACAUAAAGGUAUUAAAUGGAUUCUAGAUGCUUCUGACAAGAGGUCCGGUAAAGUUUUUAGUAUUAGGUUGGCUAAUGAAAUUUUAGCUGUAAUUAAUGGGAGUUCAACUGCUUUACAAAAAAAGGAACAAUUACAUAAGUUAGUGAUGGCAAAUAGAGCCAAUCUUCCGGUAAAGUGGUAA